Molecule: messenger RNA, 1174 nt
Organism: Apaloderma vittatum (bar-tailed trogon)
Lineage: Eukaryota; Metazoa; Chordata; Aves; Trogoniformes; Trogonidae
Gene: CALHM5
Product: family with sequence similarity 26, member E
Exons: 2
Coding region: 133-1062 (309 amino acids)
Molecular function (GO): monoatomic cation channel activity
Source: RefSeq, a predicted model, not a curated record
ACAGUGCGCACGCAGGCAGGCAAGCAGCAGGAUGUGCUUCCUCUGAAGAGCUCUCCCCUGCUGCACCACUACAGACUGCUACGACCGAAGAAGAAAGCGUCUUGAUUUUUACCUCUUCAGUGAGUACCGAACAUGGAUAGUUUCCAAACAAUCCUGAAAUUCUUUAUGAACCGGAAAACUGCUAUAGGUUACAGUUUUAUGGCGCUGCUGACAAUGGGAGGUGAACGUGUGUUUUCUCUUGUUGCUUUCAGAUGCCCCUGCAGCAAUGAAAACUUGAGGUACGGUUUGGUAUUUCUCUUCUCCCCAGCUUUUGUUUUGCUAGUUAUUGGGUAUUUCUUGAACAGCAAGACCUGGAAACUCUUUACAGGCUGCUGGGUGAAUCCUAGAAAAAUAUUCCCCAGAGGGAAUAACUGCCAUUUCUUUUACAUCUUUGGACAAAUCACUUUAAACGCUCUGGUAGCCCCAGUGAUGUGGCUUUCUGUGGCUUUGCUCAAUGGGACUUUUUACGAAUGUGCCAUGAGUGGCUUGAAAAAUCCUGCCUAUCUACACGCAGUUUGCCACAGCAAAUCGGAAAAGUGCUUCGAAGAGCUACACAAGGUAGCCUGUGACAAAAGCUCCAUGCCCUUUGCAGAGAGUGACGAACUGAAACGAACUCUUCAAGCACAGUCCCAGAUUUUAGGCUGGUGUGUGAUAGUUACCGCAGCUCUCCUCUCCCUGCUAACCACUUGCUGUGCCAGCUGCCAGUCGAAAGUCAGCCACCUUCAGCUGAAGUUCUGGAGGGUGUAUGCGGAGAAGGAGAAGGAGCAACUGGAGCAGAUUUUCGAGCUGUAUGCCACCAAGUUGAGCGAGCGAAACCUGAAGUGCUUUUUUGAGAACAGGGAACCAGAAGCAAUUCCCCUGCCAAGUUUUCAGGCAUGGGAAGAUGCUUCCCGGCUCUACUCCUUCAGCAGUAGCAAAAAGCACUAUAGCACAAUUCACAGGCUAGUUGAAGAAGGUCAGAAAGAAAUCAAUGAGGAGAGAGAGACAAUCCUGGACUCUGUAGACAGAAGGGAAAUACCAUAGAACAAAUAUAUUUCCAGCUUUUUUAUAUCUUGCUAAUGCAGCAUACUUCUAGCUGGUUUCACCUCUGUAUUUUUUCACAAUUGCGUCUUUCUUCCUCAUCAAGUUCCCUCCC